AUGGGCAGCACCCUGAGUUCGCUGCAGCCCGCGCCGCCAACCCGGGUUCAGGGGCGCCUGAACCCUCAGCUCCAGCUGACUCCAGCUCCUGCUCUGGAACGUGUUCAGCAUGGCCACAAUGAUACCUGGGUCCAGAGUGGGCCAGUUCCAAAGAUGCCACCGGCCUGGAACUUCACCAAGCCAGGGAAGGAGGGAACCGAGUCGUGGGGGGGCUUCUCCACCAGGUCAUCCCCAGAGACCAUGAUGGGACCGGAUCUUUCCAGCGCUUGGGAGAAUUACAUGAAGCGACGGCUCUGGAGUGCCCGGAACCCAAGACGGACCUGGAGCCCGGUGACCAUCAAGAUCGCCCCUCCUCAGCGCAGGGAGAGCCCAUUGGCAUCCCAGGGGCAGGGAGCCCCCUCUGCUGGACGCCCAGACCCUUGCUCCAGGGAGACCGUGCUGAGAGCACUCAGCGAGUGCAAGAAAGGGAACAGGAGGUUUGAUGGACCACUGUGGUUUGAAAUCCCAGAGAUCAAGAGCAGGAGGCAGAACCCAGAGCCCAGGCCAUCUGCCUUCAAGCCCCGGAUAAAAAACGGAGUAGUGCCUGCCUUUGUACCAAGGCCUGGGCCUCUGAACCCAAGUCUCUGCUCCUGGAGCCUCAGCCUCUGCAAUGUGCAGACUGACUGCACAUCCUAUGUGGAGCCUUCCUUGUCUGCUGCCCAGUCUGUCCAAGGAGCUGCAACCGGGCUGGGCACUGAGUCUCAGCCGGAGAGCUGGGAGAAUAUUCAGCCUUCCUGUGGCCUUCACAGGCCUCCUGAGCACCAGAAAGGUGCCUGUAGGGUCCCAAUUAUCUCUGAGGGCACCCAGCCUGCUGGUCCCUUUGGUUUCUGA
Sciurus carolinensis (gray squirrel) is the source of this 870-nucleotide messenger RNA. RefSeq names its product POM121 transmembrane nucleoporin like 12 (gene Pom121l12). The coding region runs from base 1 to 870 and encodes 289 amino acids. The transcript has a single exon. The record is from RefSeq and is a predicted model, not a curated record. Lineage: Eukaryota; Metazoa; Chordata; Mammalia; Rodentia; Sciuridae.